Molecule: messenger RNA, 408 nt
Organism: Colletotrichum truncatum
Lineage: Eukaryota; Fungi; Ascomycota; Sordariomycetes; Glomerellales; Glomerellaceae
Source: RefSeq, a predicted model, not a curated record
AUGGUGGCUGGCAAAUAUAGAGAAAAGCAUGAGAAUGGAAUCAAAGAAAAUUCCAUUGCGACGGCCGACCACUGUAAAGUGGUGCAAGGUUGUAAACGCAAGUUUGCCGACACUGAAUUUCGUGGAGAACCAGCUCCGCAGAUCAGGCGCAUUACAGAGGAGCACGAAUUGAGUGAUUUGGACAUUGCUGAGCCAAGAAAUGGCCCACGGCUGUCCGACGCUCCACUCACUGGGAAGGUCUACAAGUUGGGGGUUUUGAACACUUUCCGGCUGUUAGCGGUGACCAAGGAAUCAGAUCUCCAAGUGCAACUCACAAUACCUGACAGUGAGCAGUGGCCUUUUGUCACAUUCAGAUGCAACCCUGGAGAGAUAAUGCGUCUUUCAACGGAAUUAGAGCAGAUUAUGUAG